UUGAGGAGCUCCAGGCUGCAAACAUCUCAACUACACAUGAAGCAAACUUCCACUCAUUGUAUGUCUGCAGCCGUCAAGUGCCAAAACUCCUCUUUGUCACCCCGGCAAAGGAUUAGAGAAGAAAAUAGCAAAACCAUCAUCCCUGAAUGGAAUAUGAUCCUCCUUUAUUCAAGCCCUGAUUAUAGAAAUGACAUCAGAUGAUGCAUGAAGCUCCUCCGCCACCACAAACAUUUUCCCAUUCAAUGAAGACAAAAAGCAACCUGGAAAAGAUCAUGUGAGGUCACGUGUCAGCCAAAUGAGGAUGAUGAUGAUGACGUAUGUUUAAUGAGCAGAUCAAACGCCGUGUAUGUGUGUGUGUGUAUAUGUGUGUGUAUAUGUGUGUGUGUGUGUUUCAGGGGGCAUUAUAAAAGGUCCGGAGGUCGAAUGUGAAGUCAUUUUCGUGACUGAUCAUCAAACAAGCUCCUGUCACCAUCCGGGACCAUAAGAUGCAGAUGUCCCACACGCACGUUCCGUACCUCUUCAUCAUGUUUCUGGUGGUCUUUCCAACAGGACUUUGUGAACAAAACCAGAGUCGCAGAUCUGUCACUGAGCACCAGCUCAUGCACGACCGUGGACGUAACAUCCAGACCCUGAAGAGACUCAUCUGGCUUUCCAGCGCCAUCGAGGAUCUCCACACCGCCCAGGUCCGCUCAGCUGACUUCAGACCCAGAAAGACCCUAAACUUGGCUCUGGACCCGGAUCUCGUGAUUCCGGCCGCCACCAAAGGACCCCAAGCCGAUCAAGUGCAGAAACUCCUGAGAGACUUCUUAACUCGUCCUCUGUUGUCAGAGCGAGAGUCCUGAACACACAUUGACGUAAAGUCACACGUCGCCAUGACAACAUGCAAAUAAAAACACACGUACUGUAGCUAGAUCUACAGCGAUACCUCCAAAGUACAACGUCAUUUGUUGGUAAGCUUGUCUGAAUGUUUUGAUGCUAGUCUUUGGAUGUUAGCUAUAAUGUUUAACGCUACAUGCUAACUACAUUAGAAUUUGCUUCGUGUACUUAAUUCAUGUUUAUCAAAUUUUAAUGUACUGAGCAGCGAGAUGCUUUCCUAUGUUAUAGUAAUCUCUUUCUAUGGUUAUCGGUGCAUCUUUUUGUUUUGCUAUCACUGGUACCCUUCUGCAGUGGCAUCACAUA
Molecule: messenger RNA, 1179 nt
Organism: Doryrhamphus excisus (bluestripe pipefish)
Lineage: Eukaryota; Metazoa; Chordata; Actinopteri; Syngnathiformes; Syngnathidae
Gene: pth4
Product: parathyroid hormone 4
Biological process (GO): bone mineralization
Cellular component (GO): extracellular region
Molecular function (GO): hormone activity
Source: RefSeq, a predicted model, not a curated record